AUGGUAUUGAAAGCCAAAUUCCUCUCAAAGGAGGCUCAAUGGAUGUUCAGAAAUGGACAUGAAAGAAAUUUUAUGAUGGUUUCUUCUUGUCUGCUCACUCAAAUUAAGACAACAACAACAAGAGGAAUGGAACAAUUCGGAAAGAUGAAAAGCAUCAUGAUGAACAACCAUCAAUUCCGACCAUUGAUGACGUCUUUGGUUUCAAGAGAAGUUUCGAAACCAACCAUAACAGAGCAACAAAUUCAAUCUGCUUUUGAGAAGAAAAGAUUGAAACAUGAGCAAAAACAACAAGAAUAUGAAACCAAGAUGAAGAAUCGAAGUAAGGAACGAACAAGAGAGUUUGUGAAAUGGGUUGGACUAUUUUCAAUUCUGUUUUUCUCGAUCACCUUAUAUCACAUCAAUUGGUUGUGGGCACCUGAAAUUGAAGGAGCUCUUAAAGAUUCUCUUAUUUAUUAUUUUGGAGAUGAUGAAUUUAUCACACAAAUGUUCCUUUCUGUGUAUGAUGAAAAUAAGAAGAUGAUUCACAGAACUCAUUUGGAAAAUAUCAUUUCAACUUUAAGAACAACCAUCAAUGUUGCAUCUACUGGAACCUAUAUUGAGGAAUUUGGAAAUUUAGAAACUACCAAAUGUUUAUUGGAAUUGCUAAGCACUACUCAUCUCACCGAUAGAAUUACCAAUAUUUAUCAACAAAAAGCAAAUGAAGAGGUAGAGAAUAACUUGUCAAAGCUUGCUGCAACCACUCUCACAUCCUUUGUGAAACAUUUUAACCAACAUCCUCAAAUGGUGGAUAACUUGAGUUAUCUUAUUUUGAAUCACCAAGAAGAAAAAUUGGGAAUGUUUGUCACGAAUGGUCAAGCGGUUGUGAAGAGACCUUUUGAUAUUCUUGAAGUUUUUUUGUCAAAUUGUGAAUAUUCCACUUCCCAACUUGAAGGUAUAUCGACCUUACAAGAGAUGGAUCGUAUUGAAAAAGACAAGCCAUACAUUGAACUGUUGGAUGCAAUAUUUAGUAAUCCCACUUUUUUGAAAUACAUGGAGGGAUCCUCUUCUUUCACCAACCAACUUCACAACAAGCUCACAGAAUGGAGCAAUUCCUCCAAUGCUUCACUCCCCAAGCAAUACAUUGCACACAAAAUUUCUCGACAUCUUCAUAAAUAA
Molecule: messenger RNA, 1155 nt
Organism: Naegleria fowleri
Lineage: Eukaryota; Heterolobosea; Eutetramitea; Acrasida; Naegleriidae
Exons: 3
Coding region: 1-1155 (384 amino acids)
Source: RefSeq, a predicted model, not a curated record